Messenger RNA from Paramormyrops kingsleyae, 2209 nucleotides. It is a transcript of the gene tspan33a, whose product is annotated as tetraspanin 33a. The record is from RefSeq and is a predicted model, not a curated record. Gene Ontology annotation, cellular component: plasma membrane. NCBI's taxonomy places the organism in Eukaryota, Metazoa, Chordata, Actinopteri, Osteoglossiformes, Mormyridae.
CGCCCCAUAACAUAGGUCUGUAAGUUUGUAAGGUAAAUGGGAAGAUGAUUGCCCGCUUUUAAUAACGAAUUUGCCCGCUCUUCAUAACGAAUUUGCCCACUCUUAAUAACGAAUUUGCACGGAAACAUACAUACACGUUCCCACUGACUGAUCCGUAGUUAAUCCAUGCUAUUUCCAUCAUUUCUUUUAGAAAUUCUUUAAAAUUGGAUUUAAAAAUAUAGUUUUAGUCGAAAACAUUUUCAAAUCUUCAAACGUGUUACGUUAUUUCACCAGUGAUUUUUUUUUUUGUUAUUUUUGUACGCAUUAUAGAUAUUUAAAACUUCUCAUUAUCAGUCAUUAUCAGUGUAGGUGGCAAUAAAGCAAGAUUGUGAUUAUAAAAUCGACUCGUGCGAAAAUAGUGCAGUCUAAUAAACCGAAGUGAGGUUAAGUAUCCAUAUCCAGUUACCUGAAGAAACGCCCAUUUUCCUCCCGAAGACUAAUUUUGCGUUUGUUAAUCGCAAGGUCUCAUAUAGGUAGGUAUCUGCCAUCGCAGCACACGCAAUGGUAGGAAAAUACAGACCACUGGGUUUGAAGAAAUACGUUACAAGAGACUAAAACUAUCUUCUGCCUUCGUUUGAAAGUCCAAAACUAAAGCGUUUUGUCUGAACUUGAAGCACCUUGCAGUAUACUAUCUUAGACGCUUGUGUUGAAGAGGUAGACGUCUGCAUAAGUAUUUUGGAUAUUUAACUGAAAUGGGAAGAAGACAGGAUGACGAAAAUUUUAGUUUUGUUAGCCCGUGCAUCAAAUAUUUACUUUUCUUUUUUAACUUUAUAUUCUGGGUGAUUUCAAUGGUAUUGAUGUCUGUAGGGGUGUAUGCAAGGAUCGAGAAACAUGCUGAGGCGGCGUUGGCCUACCUGUCAUUGGAUCCAGCCAUCCUGCUGCUGGUUGUUGGCGUGCUCAUGUUCUUCCUCACCUUCUGUGGCUGUGUUGGCUCCCUGCGUGAAAACAUCUGCCUGUUGCAAACGUUCUGCAUCUCUUUGAUUGUGGUGUUCCUGCUGCAGCUGGCCACUGGGGUCCUGGGCUUCAUCUUCUCCAAUAAGGCUCGAGCUAAAGUGACUGGGAUGGUGAACGACGCUAUUGUUCACUACAGGGAUGACCUGGACUUACAAAACCUCAUCGAUUUUGGGCAGAAAGAGUUCAGCUGCUGUGGAGCGAUCUCCCACAAAGACUGGACCCAGAACAUCUACUUCAACUGCAGCACGCUCAACCCCAGCCAAGAGCGAUGCUCUGUGCCUUACUCCUGCUGCCUAGUGUCCAAAAACGAGAGCAUCAUAAACACCAAAUGUGGCCACGGGAUGCAGGAUAUGAAAGAGAGUGAAGUCAGCAUUUUCAUCAACACCAGCGGCUGCAUUGACAAGCUUGUCGACUGGAUCCACAGCAACCUUUUUCUGCUGGGUGGUGUAGUGCUGGGCCUUGCUAUUCCUCAGGUGCGUUCCAGGUGUGUUCCAGCUGGUGGGGAUGCUUCUGUCCCAGACACUAAUCAACCAGAUCAAGGACCAGAUUGAGCUACAGGAGAAUCAUUCCCGCCAUCAGUGAGCGAUGUGGGGUGUCGCCAUGACUACGACCCUUGGCUGCCCGUCUCUCCGUCUGCCAGACACUUUGUAUAAAUGUGCCCAAGCACCGGGGGCCAUAAUACUUCCUUUAAUACUAAAAGCAUUUAUAUUGGGCUCUGUGUCCUGAAAUGCCAAAUCACUGUACAGUGUUUAUAACAUUGUGUCACCCAACUGUUUCAUGUGUGGCAGCUGUUCUGCCUCCAAAAGCUUUUUUUUUAAAAUUAAGCAGUUGCUUCGAAAAAAGACACUGGCUUUGCUUCUUCAGUGGAGCAUUUCUGGCAAUUCAAGGUAGUCAUUUGUUUUAAAAAUUAAAGUUUCAGAUCAUUUAAGAAUUUAUAACGAUGCUUUUAUAGUAAAAAAAAAAGGUAAUUUUCUGAUGAUACAUACGUCCAUCUACAAGACAAGGGACAGCCUGGGCCGGUGUCGCCUUCUGAAUAGACUAAAGAUGACGUCAUAAUGCCGAGGUCGUAAAAUUUCCCCAGAUGAAUAUCUAUUCCUGUCUUAUUUGGUUUUGUGAAAUUUCAGUUUUAACAUACUUAUAUAUGUAGAUAUAAUGCAUACUGUAGUCAGUGUGCAUGUCAUUUUAAUAAAAACAGUGAUGAUGGCUCUUUUAAAAA